Ochlerotatus camptorhynchus is the source of this 4034-nucleotide messenger RNA. RefSeq lists its product as uncharacterized. NCBI's taxonomy places the organism in Eukaryota, Metazoa, Arthropoda, Insecta, Diptera, Culicidae. The transcript has 6 exons. The record is from RefSeq and is a predicted model, not a curated record. The coding region runs from base 270 to 3512 and encodes 1080 amino acids. Gene Ontology annotation, cellular component: nucleus.
AGUCUCCGAAAAGUCCGCUUGUGGUGGGUGCAAAAUUUUGCAAUGUUUUUGCAGUUUGGUGCGAAUUUCUCUUGAAUUUGGUGAAUUUUCGGUGUAUUUGAAGAAAUUUUCGCAGUGCAACGUAAAUCCGAAUCGGCGAACGAGAGAAUCCCCGUGCCAUGGUGGUGUGAUUUUAGGAAGAACCCUAGCUAGCUGGAAAAUCAACAAGCCGCUUUUUACUAUCGCGGCGUCUCUUGAAUGGCAUAAACAAAAAAGCGCAUCUUGAAGCAAUGGAUCAAUAUCCGUACAGCAUUCCGCCCGGAUAUCCGUACGCGGGAAAUGCCCCUGAAAAGAAUGUUAACAUAUCGGACGGUACAACCGUUCCGGGUCAAAAUCCGUACUACAUGAAUAGCGACACCGCCGAAACAGCAUCUUUCGGUUUCGAUGCUGCUGCCCAUCCGCAACAACAACAACAACAACAAAUCUUUCAACCAAAUACAGUUCCGAUUCCAGCGGGGCAGACUAAUGGGCAAAUGCCAGCAGAAACCCCCGUAGGUUUCAGUCCGUUCGAUAAUCAGGCGACAUUCACUAGCCAGUUGCCACCAGCACCGGUUUUACCAAUAGGAGCGACAAUUUCUCCGCCCAGUGGAAUGGAGGGAAUGUACGAUCAGCAAAGUUACGAUCCGCCAGGGAAAGUCAGUCAAUCCGGCAUGGCGCCUCCAUCGUUGGACUUGAUACAAGAAGUUUCGACGGUCGCUCCUGUGGAACAAUCUUUGGGAAAUGCGGUCUCCAAUGAAUCAUCAACGACUCCGGAAGUCAUACAAGAUAAUGCUGGAUCGAUCCCGAAUGUAGUUGAGGAAACCAGCACAGUGUCAACUCAAUCCGUUGAAACGCCGACUUCGGAGGCACCAGUAUCGAUCAAUCCUAGCGAUAGCCAGGAAAUUGCAGAAAGUAACCAAGUUGAUCCAGCUACUGAGAACCUUUCCAAUGCUUCUGAAGAACCUUCAGCAGCGGCAACAGCCAAUGCUGACACAAGCGAAUCACCACCCACUGAAGAUAACCUUCCUUUAGCCAGCGAUGAAUCAACCGUUGUUCCAGAACAACCAGAAGAUGCAUCCCACGAUGCGUACCUUCCCGCAAAGUCCCGCAGCCCAACCCCUUUAUGCAAAUUUCGUGAAUCAACGCAGAACAUUUGCUCUACAUCCACCAAAAAGAAGCGACGGCGGAUAGUAACGUUGAACGAUGACGACGACAGCGACGAUGAAGACGUUAGCAAUCGUUUGGAGUUGUUGCGUUCGCCAGAACCGCCCGCGGAAGGAAACGAUGCAGAUGGUACAAGUUCGGGGGCAGUUCCCGAGCUAUCGACUACCGGAGACAAACGGAACAACGGUGAUGGCACUGAAAGAGAAGAUGACGAUAGACCGGAUUCAGCUGCGUCUGGGGCUGCGUCCAUUUUCCAGAACGUGGUCAUGAUUCCGGCUGGAGAUUCCGAUCACCAUAAGAGAAAGAAGAUUCGAGUGUUGGACAGUGACGACGAUGAGGACGAGCAACGGGUCGUGGACACUGUGGAUGAUAUCGGAUUGACCGGGGAAGGAGCAGACGAGCUGAAUCCAGGAGGACUGCUGGUGGACGAGAAUGCUGAAGAUGCAGACUUCGGAACGGUCGAUGGUAUUGAACUGGAGAAUGUAGAGCAGAUCGUUGCAAUGGAUGCACCGAUUAUCGAUCCCAGUGAAAUGACAAAUGAGGACGAUGAGGAUGGUGGGUCGGACAAAGGGGAGAAGGAGAAGGAAGCAAGUGAUCGGGAACAGGAUGGUAGUGGGGCUGAAGAGGAGCAAGAAGAGGAUGAACUGGGAGAAGAGGAAGAAGUUGUUGAGGAAGGAGUGGAAAUGAUAACAGCGGAAGAUGAUGAAGGAGAAGCUAUUGGUAUAGCGACGGAUGAUGAGCAAGUUCUAGGGGAUGAUGAACAGCAGGAGGCAGAUUCUGGAGGGGAACAAGAAGAUGAUAAUCGAGGGAGUGAUGAGGAAGAACAGCAGGCUUCAGAUGAAGAACGAUCGGAAGAAAGUGAGAACGAACAGCAAGAUGAAAGUGAGUCUGAGAAGGAAGAUGACAGACAAGAAGAGGAAGAAACUCAGAAUGACCAAAGCGAUACGCGAUCAACAUCUUCUCCUGUAGAGCAGGAAAAAGAUAGAAGAGAGUCCACUUCGAAGCGGCGUAAGAAGAGUGAAAACGACAAAAAUUCUGACAGUGAAGAUGAUGUGGUAUGCCAGAACGAUCUGGAACUGAAUACGAUUUCAUUGCUGACGGACGAGGAAGAUGACAAUCCAACUCCGUUGCCGCCGCCGAAGAAGGAGCUACCCGUGGUAAGGAUAGUCAACAUCAAGAAGGAAGUGCUGGACGAUCGCACAGUCAAAAGGGAAUCCAACGCACGGAUGGAUGCAGCCACGUCCUACCAGCAGCAGCACUAUCUGAAAAAGCAACAUCAACUGGCACAAAAGAAGCGGGAAAAAGAAAAGAAGAGGAAGGAACGCACCUUUGAUAAUAACGAUCCUUUCGGUGCGUGGAGCAGUUCGUCCAGCGAAGACGAGUUCAUUCCGAACGACAUCUACUUCGGCACUCCGGAUCGGGUAUUCACCGCAAGCACAAAAACACGCUGCCAGCGGCAGAAGAUGAUCAACGAUCGAUACACGAAGCACGGCAAGUCGGGAAGACCCAACAAACGGAAGUACGGAGACGACUCGGAUGUCGAGGAACGGCGAAAGCGAAAGCAGAAACUCGAUGAGAUAUCCCGUCUCAAUCUGCCCACCUAUCAGCAGCAACAGUUGCAGAAUUUAGUCAAGAAGAAAAAGAAGAGAAAGAACGACCGAUUCUACGACAAAUCGCAGGACAUUCCCAAUGAUAUCUACUUUGGAAAUGUCAACGUUCCACUUCACAUUCUGUACGGCUUUGGUGACAGUUCUUCUGAUGACGAGAAACGGGACAGACGUGGAGGAAAUAUCUGGAAAUCACCACCGCCCACCAGUAGCAGGAGCGGAAAAUACCACUCGAACAGCAAGAGCUUCAAAAGCUCGUCAUCUUCCAGUCACAGCAGGUCGUCCGUCAGUCCCAGUAGUGACCGUUCGGUGCAAGCCAUGAAGGAAUACCUGAAGAUUGCUGGCUUCAAGAGCGUCAAAUUCCACAAACUAUGGGAAGGAUGCAAGUCCAAUCAGGAACGAGCGAAUGCCAUUCUUCGGUUAAUGCAGGAAAAGGGUCUGGAAGGGGAACCGACCAUUGCCAAGUGUCGUGAACUGCGCAAGCAGUUGCAAAUGGAACGCGAGGCCCAAGUGCUGGACACAAGCUUGAUUAUCGACUCUGGUGAAGGUCGAAUCACACGACGAAGUGCAAGGAAUCCGCAAAAUCAUCAAUUGUCACCUGGAGAUCCAAAUGCACCAUCCACAUCGGGCCUAUCGCAACCUCCGACUGUUACACCGGAAAGUCUGGAAACCUUAAAUCGAAUCCGGAAUGUAAUCGAUCCCGAUUCCGACGGAGAGGAGUAAUCCCUUUUUGUACAGAUAGAUGAUCCCGUCGAAGGUGGCCAUAUACACUAUCUUGUUAUUCAUAUUUAGACAGUACAGUACCGUUUCAAUUAUAGCGAUUGAAAGCCCACACUAUUUCAAUUUUAUUUCAGAACCUUUAUUGUCUACAAUCACAGCUUAUAUUUUCCGUUUUCUCAAAGAAAACGCAAUUAUAAAAAAAAAAUCAUUUGUCUAAAUAAAUUGUGGAUCUACAUCAUACAGCAAAUCAUAAUGGAAAGCUUCCCUUAUGAUAAACAGAAAAUGUCAUGCAAGUAUAAAACACGAUAGUCCUUAGAAUAUGUUAAGUAUAUAAAAUAGCUUCUUAUUAUAAAGCGGAAAAUGUGAAUGCUUAGAUUGCAUCGUGAAAUCAAAAGUCACUCUCAUUAGAAUAGAAGAAAAAAUAACGCAAAUCAGAGAAUAACAAAUUUAAACAAAAUAACUGUACAUUAGUUUGAGGGUUCGACCGACUGUGAAAUCUUCAAUAAAGUUUGGCUUUUUAAGAUA